AUGGGGUUUAGAGAGUACCGGGGUUCUCGACAGCACACACACGCCCAUUUUGUACUCACAGGCCACACCAGUUUUGAAGAUGAACCACCGCUAUUGGAAGAACUAGGAAUCAACUUUGAUCACAUAACACAGAAGACAAUGACAGUUCUGAACCCCACAAAAGAAACAGAUGCCUCCAUACUUGGGGACGGUGACCUGGCAGGCCCUCUGGUGUUCUGUCUCAUGUUUGGGUCUUGUCUCUUACUGGGAGGAAAGGUUCAUUUUGGCUACAUCUAUGGUAUUGGUGGGAUCGGCUGUGUGUCGUUGUGGUGCCUAUUGAACAUGAUGAGUCUAACAGGAGUCAGUGUGUGGACUGUGGCCAGUAUCCUAGGCUACUGCCUGCUUCCCAUGGUCUUUCUGUCAGGAGCUUCAAUCAUUCUCUCACUCCAGGGUGUCCUGGGCCAGAUUUUAGCCACACUAUCAGUGGGUUGGUGUAGCCUGUCAGCCUCCAAGCUGUUUGUGUCAGCCCUCGCCAUGCAUGACCAGCAGCUGCUUGUAGCCUAUCCCUGUGCCUUGUUGUACGGCGUCUUCGCCCUGCUGACCAUUUUCUAACGCUGGAAUUCAGCACACAUUUUUUGUAUGAACUUGAUGCUCCAAGACACAUAACCAUCAGUGAGUUUCAUAUUCCCAAACUUAAUCAUGUAAAUACUUCUGUAUGUAUGCCAUAUUAUGGAAAAUUGGGGGGAAAACAAAUGCCACAACCCUUCAUUCCAGGGAUGAUCUUAUAUGGAAGCACUUAAAACUUUGCUGGAUCUUUGUAAAACUGGUGGAUUGUACAGAGGAGUAGUAUUUUAUAGGCUGCUACAAAGGAAGAUAGGAAAAACUCAACAAAGGAAGAGUGAGGAGUAUGGAAGAACGAAGGAAUCAAAUAUUAUAUGGUCCCUCAAAGUCAGGGAUAUUGGAUAUUGCAAUUGAAAAGGCUUCAGAAUGAAGCUUUUUCCAGCAAAGUCUUUGUAAAUUAUGAUGCUGAAGGUUUGAGACAGUCAUAGAAGAAUGGGAUUUAGAGAGUACCGGGUCUGGUAGUGUAAGGUUAGCAGUCUAAUAUCUGUAUUAAAAAUAUUGGUGGUGUGUA
Molecule: messenger RNA, 1111 nt
Organism: Branchiostoma belcheri (Belcher's lancelet)
Lineage: Eukaryota; Metazoa; Chordata; Leptocardii; Amphioxiformes; Branchiostomatidae
Product: protein YIPF5-like
Exons: 6
Coding region: 1-591 (196 amino acids)
Biological process (GO): vesicle fusion with Golgi apparatus; endoplasmic reticulum to Golgi vesicle-mediated transport
Cellular component (GO): trans-Golgi network
Source: RefSeq, a predicted model, not a curated record